Ectocarpus siliculosus is the source of this 876-nucleotide messenger RNA. Lineage: Eukaryota; Phaeophyceae; Ectocarpales; Ectocarpaceae. The record is from the annotation of a GenBank genome assembly.
AUGACGCCAGGCAUCGUCCCUAGCGUCCUGAACAACCCAGACAUUCUCGGCUGCCUGAUCUCGUUCGUAGCCGACGAGUCUUUUCUUUUCUUCGGGCCGGUGUGCCGAGACUGGAGGGCGGCGUGGGGGAAUCGCCCGACCACAACCAGGAUCGCAACGUCCGACUUGACCCCGACCCAGCUCCAGCGCGGCUUCGACUGCGGCCUGACGCGGACCAACCCCGAGCUGUGCGCCGCCAUCGCGCGCCUCGGCGACGUGGACCUCCUCGAGCUCGCGAGGGACAACGGCUGCCGCUGGGGUGCGUCCACGUGCAACGCGGCCGCCGAGUCCGGGAGCCUCGAGGUCCUCCAGUGGGCCAAGUACCACGGCUGCCCCUGGUACGAGCACAAGGUCAUAUCGCUGGCCGCCGAGGGUGGCCACCUGGCCGUAAUCAAGUGGGCGCGGAUGUUCGGCUGCGCUAUUGAUCGGAGUGCCGGGUGGUCGGCGGCGGCGGCGGGCCGACUCGACGUUCUGCGGUGGCUGGUCGAGGACGGGGCGCCGCUGGACCAGCACACUUGCGCCGCCGCCGCCGAGAAGGGUCGGAUGGACGUCCUCGAGUGGCUGAGGGACAGGGACACGCCGUGGGGGGAGAGCACGUGCGUGGCCGCGGCCCGGGGGAAGCAGCUGCCGGUCCUGCGGUGGGCGAGGGAGCACGGGUGCGCCUGGGACGACAUGACCUGCUUCAUGUCUGCGUGGAACGGCGAUCUGGAGACCCUCGUCUGGUCGGUCGAGAACGGCUGCGAUAUCAACGGCUCUCUCUGUCUGGAGACCGCUCUGUCUUCCGGGCACACCCACGUCGUGGAGUGGCUGCAAGCGAACGGCCAUGCUCCUAGCUAG